AUGAAAGGCGGCCUUACAUGCAGCUCCGAAGGCAUGAUUCCAAAGUUCCAGGGUCUUUCUGGGUUCUUGUCCCAGACAAACUAUCGAGUUCCCCUCGACACCAACCAUUCUCCUGUUCAAUAUUCCUUGAGGGCUGAUAAGCACCCCUUCAGUAUUCUCCGAGAUAAUCUCUUCGAGUACAAAGGAGAAAAGGCGUAUCUCAUGCGCCUGAUUCUUCACAGCAGGCCUGAUGCAAAGUGUGUUCCCAUCCUGGCCUACCUCCUAGAAGCCGUGAGAAAGGGAUACUCCCGACUACUUAUCAAUGAAACUACUCCGCGAGAUGUUGGUGCUCCUUGGCUAUAG
This is a messenger RNA of Fusarium fujikuroi IMI 58289, 342 nucleotides long. RefSeq lists its product as uncharacterized. The transcript has 2 exons. Lineage: Eukaryota; Fungi; Ascomycota; Sordariomycetes; Hypocreales; Nectriaceae. The coding region runs from base 1 to 342 and encodes 113 amino acids. The record is from RefSeq and is a predicted model, not a curated record. Gene Ontology annotation, molecular function: methyltransferase activity.